UGACUGUGUUAGUGGCGUAUGAUGAGAACGAGUUCAUCCAAAUGUAAACAUAAAUAAAUCGGAAAAAGUUAGAAAAUCUGCAGUUUGUGCUUCCAGUUUAAAAACGAUAAAAUAUUUAGGUGAACCAAGUGGAGAAUAGCAUGGCUUCGACGCUAGUCCCAAUCGAGUCGGGUGGUCCAGAGGGCCUCCAACAAAUGUGUCGGCUUUGUAUGGGUGAAGAGAAUCUUGAAGAUGUUUUCAAGCAGAAUGACCUGCAUCAGUGGAUAUCCAAUUACCUUUGGAUAACGAUAUCCAGCGAUGACCGCAAGGGUCACACCGUCUGCAUUAUCUGUCGCUUACGGUUAGCUGAAUUUCACCGAUUUCACAUCCGGUGCCAGGAGGUGCAAGCGAUUCUGCAAUCCAUGGUUCGGGAAGAAUAUGGAACAUUGACCAGGCAUGGCGAGAACAUUGAUCUCCGACACGUGAAAACUGAACCAUGUGAGCAAGUUGCGUUCAAUAACGGAGCUGAACUAAGCAAUAAGGACCUAAGAUCGAACACUGGAACUCAAAUUUCAGUCGAUGGUUUCGGUCAUGAUAGUUCAGAAUUGCAGCUUCCAUCAGUCAGUGUGGAAUUUAAACCAGAUAUUGCCAACGACCACGCAAGAGAUGAUCAUUUAAAACUUUAUCAAGAUGAUGAUGGAUAUGGGCAAUCGGUUUCUGCGCAGGAUGAGAUUGUGGUACAUCAAGUAAAAAUCGAGGGUAUGGUACAUGAUGAAGAACCACAAGAUGAAUCAGACAAAAGUGUCGGGAAGUUUCAAUGCAGCACAUGUGCGAAAACAUACCGGACUAGACGACUACUAGUUGGGCAUAAUAGAAGAGUUCAUGGACCUAAAAAUCAUAUUUGCCGGAUUUGUGGAUUAGGCUUCUCUUAUGGGAUAGACCUGCAAAAGCAUGAGUUAACCAAGAUGCAUUUGUUGAGAGUUCAAGCCAAUCCAGAACUGAAGCUUCGAAUCGACAACGAAAAGACGAAUGAUAUAUACACGUGUUGGAAAUGCAAUCGAACAUUUGGUCAAAAGCGUGAUUUGAAAAAACACGCAAGAAGUCAUGACGCAAAACUGAAUGAAAAGAAAGCAUCUCAGUCGCGUGAAGAACAACUAGAGACUGAUAAAGCGGUUGUCAGCACAAAGAUUCCUGAGAAACGAAAACCUUCCGAAACCGAAGAAAAAAGCAGAACAGAUGAAAAAUGGCGAUGCAAUCAAUGCGGCAGGUCAUUCUCCAGUGGGGACAAACUAAGAUGUCAUAUGAGAUGUCAUGCAAAAAAUGUCGUAUGUCCCAUAUGCGGAAAGCCAUUCGCUAAUCAAGUUACACUGAACAGACACAUACCAGUGCACGAUCCGAAUCGUGCACGUCCGUUAAGAGCAUCAGAAUCAGCGGGAGGGCCAUUUCGAUGUGAUAUUUGCCAGAAAGAAUUCGCACUGAAAAGUACACUGAGGUCGCACAAACCAAAAGUGCACGGACCAAGACGCUAUCCAUGUCACCUAUGCGAUAAGAAAUUCGGCACAAGUUCUGUUUUGGCCCACCACGUACGGAGGCAUUAUGGUGACGGAAGGAUUAGCAGGAAAGAUCAAUCUGAUUCAGCCAAAAUAGCAUGCUCUUCUCAAGGCAUCGACCUCGGCACCGACAGUAGUUCGAAAUAAAUGAGGUACAGGGGGUGGCCAAAAUGUUUGAUAUAAGCAACUUUUUUUUCUCUCAAAAAGUUUAACAUGCUGUAACUUUUCACAAAGUACACCCAAACUUAUUAAAUUUUGACUGUUUGUCAACCUAUUAUAUGUGCAUCAUUGGUACAAAUUUGAGAUCGAUUGAUUAAUCUUUCGCGAAGCUAGAACCGUUCUUGUAAAACACAAUUUUUGAGACAACUAAUUUUCGAACUGUCAUAUCUCGGAAACCAGUGAACCAAAUUGAAUGAAAAUUUGAAAGAUAGUUUGGAGCUCAUUUAGAUUAAAAGAAGAACACAUUUAGUAUUUUUGUGCGGUUUUGUAAAUUUGCAAAUGUCAAAACAAUAACUUUUUUCAACGUUUAAAAAGUACCUAUGUUUUAAAGAAUUUUCAAACAUUAAUAUGUUGUUGGUAAUCGCUCAAAAUUUCAUUCAUUUCGAUUCUCUGAUUUCCGAUAUAUGACAGUUCAAAAAUUAGUUGUCUAAAAAUUGUGUUUUACUAGAACGGUUCUAGCUUCACGAAAGAUUAACCAAUCGAGCUCAAAUUUGUACCAAUGAUGCACAUAUAACAGGUUGAGAAACAGUCAAAAUUUGAGAAUUUUUGAUGCACCCUAUGAAAAGUUAUAGCAUCUUCAAAAAAAGGUGGCUAUCCCAAACAUUUCGGCCACCCCCUGAAUGUAUAAUAUACAUUGUAUGUUAUGCAUCCAUUCGCAUAACAGUCCCAUAUACGAACCCAGCAAUCAUGGGACUGUUACGUGAGUGGAUGGGGGCAGUAUAAAUGUCGUUCAAUAAAUUCCGUGUUUGUAACAUAUUUGUGUAAAUUCUUUUCGAAAGAAUAAUUCAUUACUAUUAGUGAAAUUGAGAGAUUCAGCGAAGCUAAAACUUUCCAGAAUACUCACAAUUGAAGCACAGAGAACAGGUUUCAGAUAGCAGAAGACCGGCUCCAGAGGUUCGUUAUUCUCCAUUUGGGAUGUUUGUGCCAUCGUUAUAUUCCGGAAGGCAGUGAAUCAUUACAACUAAAUCGAAACGGUCGCGUGAGUGCCCCAAACAUCAAAAAAUCAUAGCUCAAAAUCUAUGUAACAAACUUUGUUUAGUGAAGCGAUUCAAUGAAAAUUCACCGAGAAAAACAUUUCUCAGACAAUUUUUCACCAUAGUGAAAAAACGUCUAAAAAUGCUGAUUAAAGUACCGUCUGUAUCAUAAACAACACAUAUAGGGUUUGAGUGCCAUAAAGUAAUCUCACGCUCAUCGGUGGCAUUCACUCGAUAUCAACCCGUUAUUUGAAACACAUUUUAGUUACAAACCCGACCAUUACAAAAUAUGACUAUUUAAUACAUUUAAAAGGCACGUGCUAUCAAUGCACUCUGAUGCACGCUCGGAUGUACGUUAGUGUCAAAGUUACGUUGUAAAUAGCAAAUGUCAUUUGCUCGUUGCAAAGCAAAUGUGUUGCAACAAGUAAACGGUCUCUGUUGUAGAUGGGUUCCUCUGACAAUUCUAGCGACCGGUCGUUGGGGUUUCGGCUAUAUCUCUAAAACGGUAAGAGAUUUCAUUUUGGCGUCAAAGAACGAAAGGAAGAACAUUAGUUUUUGGGCUUAGAAAAAAAUUGGUUGAAAAUAAUCUAUAGAUAUAUGAUACAAACGGUACUUUUAUCAGCAUUUCUAGACGUUUUUGCUCUAGGGUGAAAAAUUUUCUAAGGAAUGUUUUUCUCAGUGUAUUUUUAUUGAAUUGCUGAGGUAAUUUGGCGUCGCUUUCACUAAAAACAAGUUCGUUCUACGAUGCAUAGUUUUUGAGAUAUGCUUUUUUGAAGUUUGGGGUGUUUUAGAAAAUUUUUGAAAAUCAAAUUUCACGAUCUAGCGUUUUCCGAAAAAAUAGUCCACUAUGAUUUUUGUUUUGAAUACCAUAUAUGGUCGGGGUUCUGCUAAACCGAACCAAAGACCAUUUUUUGAAAAAUUGAGUUUUCUUAACCAUUAGGUGAUGAAAAUGAUGCUCUUCCUUCCAUGUAAAAAUCCAGUAAUUCUGACAGCUCUUCGUGGAGUAAAUUCAAAAUUUCUGUUUGGCGGAACAUACAAAACAUCAUUUUGCAUCCAACCAGAGUGAACUGUAAACCAUUCGAUAGAAUCAGCGAAAUAUUUUAGUUUUGAUCCAGGUGAUGAACAUUUCAAGUUCUCCUCAUCACCGUCAGAUUUCUAACUUCUAACCGACUCAUAGAAACAAUCUGUGAGAGAAAUGAACACGUUAUUAGAAAUAUGGGUGUGUUAGGAACCAAUUAUGUUUCGAUGGCGCUGAUUGCCAUUUUUCCAAAUCACAUUCAGCCAGACCGAACCAAGUCCACAGCAUUUUAGAAUCAAUUUAUUCUCAACAAUACAAAAACCAACUGGUUUUUAAUACCAGUGUUAUGUCGAUACACUUCAUACUGGUAAUUUAACACAGGAGCCGUCAUUGAACAACAAGCCUAAUUAGAUUAAUAAAGCUUGAAAAAAAUCAAACACUUGGUUGGCUGAUCGAAAAAUGGCGUUUUCACAAAAACCAUGCUUGAGAAGAAUGUUUAGAACUUGAUUCAGACUUGACGACUGACCUUCAGCAAGGUAAUAUGACCUAGAGGUAACGCGCUUGGUUAUCACUCAGAUGAUCCAAGUUCGAAUCUAUUUCAUAUUUUUGGAAACUUUUUUGUACUUAGUACACUUUGGCAGAACAUUUUCAUGGUUUUCUUCGACCAGCAUAAAUUUGAAGUACACAAAUUGCUCCACAUUCACAUCCCAGGACCUCAGGGUAUGCAAGGACAUCGUUUGACAUAAUCACUCUUGCUCUGUGCCUUCACAUGCACCGCUGAUGAAGAAAAAGCAUGGGUGGGAAAAGCUGAGCUGGGAGGGCUUCCGCCGUUCAUAUUUCAAACUAUUUUGAGACCUUCGUGCUACCAUACUAUACGCGUCCUUUUUGAUUCAUGUAAAGGAUUGUGAGUGAUAUCGAUUUCAACUUGAUAGACGAUGAAAAAUCGAGAUUUUUUUCUCUGUACAACUGGUUUUACCUGAAACAAAAAAUCACGUUCAGCCAAACUGAACUAUAAACCAUUUUCUAAUGUUUUUGAUCAGUCAGAGUGAACUGAGUGCAAAGUACCAAGAAAUAAAAUGCACUUAUAUUAAUGAUUCCGAAUAAUUUACAUGUAUUCUUAAGGACAAGGUAUUUGGGGUAUGUGGUACCUUGUGGUAUGCACAUAAUAAAUUAUUGUAUUACUGUAUUACGUUUAGCGUGUAUGUUUACAUUGAGUAUCUGUCAUAUGUUGAGAUGUUGUUAUUGUUGUCUGGAGUGUGAAUCAUUAUAUGUAAUAUUGAAGUAUCGGUAAUAAAGUGUAUACAAAUAAUGAAUACAGUUGUUGAAUAAUCAUUACAGAGAAAGAUUCUCACAUUGGCGACGAGAACGGUGAACAGUGCAUGUGAAAUUAGUUUAAUUUCGGUUCGGGAAGUGUUGUCUUUGGAAAAAGAAAGAGACGAGUGGUGUGUGUGUGUGUGGUGCAUGCAGAGUGGUGAUGACCUCCAGGUGAUGACUUGUAAUUGAAUUUCAACAUUGGAAUCAAAAAGGUAAAUAUUGUGUACUAACUGUUCAAUAUGAAUCAAACAAUCUAUUUGUAUCUUCGACUAAUGACAAUGAUCAACCUGUGAGAGAUUUUGAUGGUGAUCGGUAUUGUUUAGUUUAAAUCGAUGACAAUCACUAUUGUCAGAUAAAGAAAUAAAGAACUGUGAAGAAAAUCUAAGUUUUGUUGAUUGUGAUAUCGAUACUCGUUGAAUGAGGUUGUUCUCCUAAAUCUAGACUUAAAUGCUGAAUGAUGAAUGAAGUAUUGAUUUGUUAACCGGAUGGCCGAGGAAGGCGUAGAGGUGAAACAAUAUUUUGAAAUCAAAUUUUGCCGUUGCUGUUAAAAGCCAGUGAAGGCGAUGAAAGCCAAUGAAGGCGAUAAAAGCUAAUGAAGGCGACAUUCUUGAAAUAGCCGUAAAAGGCGGAAAGGAUUACAGAUAGAAAAGCCGUUGAAGGCGGAAAGCAGAAAACAUGUUAUAGGCAGAAGAGCCGACUAAGGCGAAAAACUCGAUGGCAGAAAGAUCCGUCGGAGAAUGAAAAGCUGUUGAAGGCGGAAAAAGCCGUUGAAGGUGGAAAUGCCGUUGAAGGCGGUAAGACCUGCAAGGCAGAUAUAGUCGAUUCUUUGUAGAGCCGUAAAAGGCGAAUUGUGUUAUUAAAAAUUAAAGUACUAAAAACGCAACAGUGUCGUAAAUUUCGUAAGAAACAGAUUACCAGCCAACGCAGAUUUAAGGGUUGUUUGCAGAUCAGAAUGAAUUUGUCGGCCAAUCUUGAUGCAUGGGAAAUUCCUUGGCUGAAUCGCUUAAGAAACCGUUUUUUCUUUGAUCGCAGUACGCAGUUGCGAAGAAAUGACAGUUCAAAUGGCAGUCACCGUAGAAUGUUUCUGCCAGGAAUCGUUCUAGAAGUUUCUUGAGCGAUUUCUCUUGAACUCCAAUCUGGGCUUUAUAGUUAAUUGAACCAUUAAAAAUGAAAUUUCACACCAAUUAAGUGGCAGCUGAGAAGGCGAAAGACAAAACUAAACUUUAGGCUGAGCGUGACUAGAAAAACAGGAACGAAUAGUAUUUGCAUAUGUUCCAAAUGCGAAUAUAACUGAGCAGAUACUGAGAUUGUUGUGGACCCACCUCAGGUGAUAUAUAUUGAAGUUAUCAUUGCUCAGUAAAGUAUAAUAAGUCUACGAGACGUAAAAAGGGUUGGCUCUUGCAACCAAAUUAACAUGAAGACAUGAUUUAACUAAUGCUUUGUCCUCUCUUACAAGACUAAAAAUGUAACUUCAAGAAAUUUAACAUCAAUGUGUGAAAAUUAACAUCAAACUGUCUUGGUAGUUCGCAAGAUAGGACGUCAAAAUGACAGUUAAAGCAUUCGUUGAAGCUAGACGACAUAUUCAGAGCAGUUGCUAACCACUAACCAGUUAUUUACCAUGCUAGUCAAAUGGCUAGUUGAAUUGGAUAUUUAAAAAAAACGGACAAUAAAAAAUGAAACUUUUCGGCUUAACUAGAAGUCUCAGGAAUUCGAGUAAAAAGCGCUUUAUAACCUAUUGAAUGCCACUUAAUGUUUAUGCGAUUCAAGUGAGUUCUUGAGUAAUCACUUCUGAAGUCUUUGAAUAUAAAAUGUAUCGGGUGUGGUCAGGAGGGGCAUUUUGACUUAUGAUUGCCUAACACUGGAUAAAGUGCCCUUGAUAGUGCCAUUUUUGCUAAUGAGUGGGCCAUCUUGCCAAGAACUGUGGAACAAGUUAGAGAACAAGGUACAGCAGUACGCUCAACAACAAAUUCUGCACAAUAAUUUACUUACAGGAAGAGACAAAUUUUGAUCAGUUAAAGAAGUAUUGAAACGAUUAUUGAGGAGAAUAACUUACAGUAUAUCAAAAGCACAAGAUAUUGGAAUAAUAAAAGAUAAUCAUUUCUGUAACUGCAGGAAUAGAUAUAUCUAAUGAAAGCUGAAUUAUGCGGUUUGUUUUUCAGUCGAGCUUAUUUAUGCAAACAGGUACCAUUUACUAACAUGCUACCUUGUUUGAUUUUUUAGAUUUCAUACACUGCAAAAACUGCAAAUAUUGUAUGCAUGUGUCGCACACAUAGAUUUUUGCAAUUUGUCAUAGAUAACCCUUUUCAUGUGUAGAUACACAUAGUUCAUAUAAGGUCCAUCGAUUUUAUGUGUUAUGUGAUCCAGCGUGGAAAACGAGUAUGUGUGUACAAGUAAAAUUUAUAUCCAUGGAUUUUUACCAAUAAAAAUGUGUGUACAUGUAUGAGUGAUAUUUGUGUUAAUAAGUUCAUUGAAAAUUUGAAUAGAAACGUGCUUUAAAUUGUUUCAGUACAUAGAAAUGAAUCGUAGAGGCAAGCGUAAAGGCAAUCAUGACACAGACAAUCAUGGUCAGUGUGCACUAAAUACGUCAGACUUGUAAGCGUUAAAGAAAUGAGGAUGUAUUUCAUCGAAAAGAUGUGAAAUAAGUGAUAUGAUAGACAGAUGAUUGGGCUUUGCAAAAAUGCAGAACAUUCUAGUCCGAUCCAACGAACUGAGAAUAUUAUCAAUAUGAUGAGCAUAUAUAGGAAAUUAGAGUUACUUAAAGAUAAAAGGUUCUAAAUUUUGACGCUACAUUGAAUGCGAAUAAUUUGAAAAAGGCUCGCUGAAAUAGCUUCAUUAGGUAUCUAGAGUGAGAACAUAACAUGUUGAGGGGCUUUUGCAAUAUUUUGGAGGUACACCAUUAAAAUAAGUCCUACAGUUCAGAACCCAAAAGAGCGACAUCAAAGGAACAAAUUUUUGGUUUUGUAAUGUUAAAAUAGGUUUGAUUGAGCACGAAUCACCAGUUAAUGCGGGAAAAUAUGCAUCGUAGAAUGUAAACCUAUUGAGCGACCAAACCGUAAAAAUAAACUCAUUCAGUUUGAAAGGUAAAUGGUAAAUCAUGAGAAUUCCGAAAUUAUCGGAAAUAUGAUUCCUAAAAACGUGGACACCUAUAGGUAUAGGUAUAGGUGAACCGUCGAAAAGUGCUUCAAUAAGAUGAUCGAUUUAUUUUGUUAUCUGGAGAAAAUUUCUUUGUAUAUAAUAAUUGGCUACUGGCGGUGCGAAAAUUGAUGUUUAACCUACUUAUAAACAUAGCAACUCGAUUUAGAUUAGUGCUAUUUUCAGCUCUUAAGUAGCUUAAUGAUGCGCAAUACCAGCAACCGGUUUAAAUUUACGUCACAACUGCAACUUUGCAUGUGCUUAAAUGCGUGACUUCGAUUUGGUACUGCGACGAUGAUGUAUGUAUGUAUUAAGAAUUUGAGCUAAUUAUAGGAUUACAACAGCUAGUACGGGUGCGAGUUUUGCGAACAAAAUGUAUUAAAUAUAAUUCAAAAACUGGAUGUUUUCAAGUUUUCAAAUUACUAUUUAGCUAAAACUAGUAUUACAAAUAUUGCUUUGGACAAGUGACGUUUUUCGAAAUCGUGAUUUGAUUUAAAAAAGUAUCAAUCCCUUCGAUAUUUAGAAAACAAAAUCUGUAAAGCCAAACUUCUGAAUAUAUUCUGAAUAAGAAACGAGUUUCAACGAAGAUCGAUAAAAAAAACAUAAAAUGAAAUAGUGUUUGUAUGACACUUGGACACUUUGGAUCGAAAACGAGUUAAUGGAUAUUGAUAAUUUUUCCACUGUAACAUUCGUGCACAUUCAAAUGUCUGAAUAAUAAUCUGAAUAUCCAUACCUUUUGUAUGAGAUUCUUUUAUGAAGGGACAUGUCAAAAAAAUAUCAGUGGGCAGUAUACAAUGUUUGCAUGCUAGCUGUCAUUGAAAACAUUGGAGAAGAGGAAAGCAAUUCAAUUAAUUCAUCAGCAAAGGUAAUAUUUAGCUUGACACUCAGUAUUAAACAUAUUUUGGGAUUUGGGAAAAUACUUGGGUCAAAAUAAUAUUUCU
Molecule: messenger RNA, 9127 nt
Organism: Aedes albopictus (Asian tiger mosquito)
Lineage: Eukaryota; Metazoa; Arthropoda; Insecta; Diptera; Culicidae
Product: zinc finger protein 600
Exons: 5
Coding region: 141-1676 (511 amino acids)
Biological process (GO): regulation of transcription by RNA polymerase II
Cellular component (GO): nucleus
Molecular function (GO): DNA-binding transcription factor activity, RNA polymerase II-specific; zinc ion binding
Source: RefSeq, a predicted model, not a curated record